Molecule: messenger RNA, 9516 nt
Organism: Amoebophrya sp. A120
Lineage: Eukaryota; Dinophyceae; Syndiniales; Amoebophryaceae
Source: the annotation of a GenBank genome assembly
GUCGUCGAUCUACGGCAAGGCAAACUGGUUCUCGGGCUUGAUUUAUCAAAUGUAAAAAUGUCUGGGUCUGGAAGAUUCUGCGACUUGUCAUGCAUGUCUGACGUGACUCGAGAAUCUGUAAGGCGUGGGAGCGAACCGGCUGUCCUAUCUGUCAUGCAAAAACGCAGUUUCUGAUGCGGAAUACGCAACACGUAGCCGCUCAAAAAUUUGUCAUGCUUGGCUGCGUAUUGCAGUCCGGCGAUCAUCCACUUUUAGCAGCAUUAGACCCAGACAUUUUUGCAUUUGAUAUGAUUCAGUUGGAAGAAGGCCGGCGACUGGUUCGCGCGUUGUCGAUAUGAACUGCAAAAGUAUCGUACUCGUAUAAACUCGUUACAAGUUUCCUCCGCGUGAGAAAUAAAAUUUGUUAUGCGGAUUUACGAUAAGAAAAGCAAGACUUGCAUUUAUACGAGUGCGAUACCUUUGCAGUGGAUAGUCGAUUAUCCAGCGGGCGCUGACGAAGGAGUUUUUCUGCAAGCGGUACGAAGUAUCACACAGAAAAAAGCCGGCAGGUCAACAUUUGUAAUGCAAAAAUAGAUACACAAUUAGAUCACGAAAAAAUCUGUAUUGCGUUGUAUCCUAAACAGCACGCUAUGGGGCCGCGCAUGACAGAUUUUUCUGCGUCUUUAUUUUUGCAUUACAAAUGUGCCCUGCCAGCUUUUUUCUCUGGGAUGCGAAAAGUCUGCUGUCGCGUUUCAGGGCGAGUGGACCACGGUGGAGAUAUCCUGUGCAAAAGUAUCGUACUCGUAUCAAUGCAAGUCUUGCAUUACAAAUUUUCUUCCCAAGGUAAAUCCGCAUGACAAAUUUUAUUUCUCAUGCUGAGGGAAUUUGUAAUGCAUUUAUACGAGUGCGAUACUUUAUUUGCAAUGCAUAAGAGAUGGCCCAGGUGGAUGUGGUAUAAAAUGCAAAUAUGUCUGGGUCUGGAAACCUGUGAUGCUGAAUUGAGCAUGAUUGAAGCGCUUGCAACGGCAGACAAGCAUGACAAGUUUUUGACACACUUGCUAAUGGUGCCUGGCACGCAUUAGAAGUCGCUUUUUUGCAUGACAAAGGAAGCUCCUCUUUUGCUGCUCAUGCAACACAGAUUUUCCAGAAAUGCAACACACGCAUUACAAGUUCCACUUUUCCCGACCCAGACAUAUUUGCACUUCAUAUGUGGUAUAUUGGGCGGUGUUCGGUCCCCGGCGUAGUCCUAGUCGCGUCACACCUGCUUCAGCUUCUGUAGGAACUACUCCAUCCUUUCAUCAGAGCGCUUCUGAAACCGUGGAGCACGACGACGGGGGCAAAACCAAAAAUGCAGGCUCCGCAUCAACAUCCUUUCUCACUUCCUUCCCCACAGCGGCCGCCAUCCCGAAACUGCUUGAGCAGCUGGAGCUGCAGGAAAAGCGGCAAAACCCCUUUUACUUCAACAUGCGCAAGGAGCUGGAGCGGUUUAAAAAACAAGAAGAAAGCACUAGGCGGACAACAACUACAAGAACUCUACGCAUUGCAAAAGUGUCUGGGUCUGGAAGAGUUUCAGGUUUGUCAUGCAGGUUUUCCAUGACCCAUGAGGGCUGGAGUGCAGGCCCUAGCAUGGCAGAUUCAGUAAGAUCUCUGGCAUGCCUGUUCUGCAUCAGAAACUCCCUCUCAGUUUGGUCAAAAGUGGACAACUUUUGGCAGUCAUGCAACACAGAUUUUUGCGUCAUCCAGACUUAGCAUGACAAGUUGCAACCUUCCAGACCCAGACGUAUUUGCAAUGCAUAAUCUCCUAUCGUGUACAAGAAGUUCGCUUUUCUCACCGUGCUCUGGUCAAAUUCUCCGAAGAUCUACAUCGACGCCGUCCUAUCCUGUGCAAAAGUAUCGUAUUCGUAUCUAUAAAUGCAAGUCGUGCAUUACAAAACUUUGUCUUACGGGAAAUCCGCAUUACAAAUUUUCUCUCUCAUGCUGAAGAAAUUUGUAAUGCAUUUAUACGAGUACGAUACUUUUGCAGUUCAUACGUCCGGACGCUAGCCCACUCGGCGUACCGGUUGCACGACAGAAGGUACCGAUUUCUGGUGAUCGUGCCCCCGGCGGAUGAGACGAAGAAAAGAGAGGCAUCAAAAGGAAAAAUCCCCCCUCCCCAUAUCGAAAAGGACAUUUGUGAUGCUGGAUUUGCGUACACAAAUCAGAUUUGUCUUGUAGUGAAGGACUGCAGGCCCAUGGCAAUCCGGCGUGGAGAAGUUUUGGCCUAGGCGCUCAGCAUGACAAAAGUCCAUGCUGUAGGCCCAACAGCAUCACAAACCGCCCGCAUAAUGCGGGAGGCCUUCUGAGUUUGCCUUCUUGCAAGACAGACACGACUUGUGACCACAAAUCAGCAUCACAAAUCUCCAAUAGUAUACCUUUUCAGUGUAGGGAGGGGGAAUUUUUCCUUACGAUAAGAGGACGAUACGGCUAAAAGCGAGUCGACGUCCGCCGCAGCUGCGUCGGCUCCCGCUGAAGACAGCAGCAACAAGGAAGCAAACGCUGAACAUCAAGACCCAGCAGCAGACUCAACAUCUGGCUAUGAGAGUUGUGCACAACUCCCCCUCCCCCUCAUUUGUAUGGCAUGAACAGCAAUACAAACAGCAGCACACAUGGAGCCUGUGCAUGACAAGUUUACUUCUUACCUGGGUAGUGUUGUAGUACAACUAUUUGGGCUCCUUCCGGAAUUUGUCAUGCAAACAGUGCCACAAGGCACCGACGGGAUUUGGGAUUUUGCAUGACAAAUGAGGGGGACAGGGAGUUGUGCACUGUCAAACUGGCGGUAGUAGUUCAAGUUCUAUCGACACCGCAUACCUGCUUCGCGAACCGAAUUUCAAUUUGGAAAUCUACCCGGUUUCGGAAUCCAUGGUCGCACCGCCGAACUACGGAGGCGGAAAGUCUUCCUGGUCUUGGUUCAAAGAGAGGAACAUCGCGAAGUCGGCCAUCGGGUUUUACAUGUGGAACAUGACCGAGUUCGAUGCGCUGGUGUAUCUGGAUGCAGACACACUGCUUAUCAAAAUGAAAAAUCCCCCCUCCUCAUACUUGAAGGAAGAUUUGUGUAGCAUGAUUUGUGAUCACAACAGACGCUGUCAUGCUAGAAGGGAAGAGAUGCGGAGUUUUGUAGGGCUGGCUGGCGUUGGUGUUGGAAAGCCUUGCGGCUUCAGCAUGACAGGAAGCAAGUGGAAACGGGAAACAGCAUGACAAGUUCCCUGCAAACUACGAGGGCGGAGCAACUACUGCGUCUCUUGAUGGCCUUCUAGCAAUACAAGACGACUUGUGUACUGGAACACUGCAAGACAAAUUUUGUUGUCGAUACGGGGAGCGGGGGGGAUGUUUCUUCGCAAUACUGCUGGUGGAACCGAUCGACGAGUUGUUUACUCUCGUGACGUAUCCUCUGCAAAAGUAUCGUACUCGUAGUAAUCGCAUUUAUGCAUUACAAAUCUAGUUCCUAAGGAAAAUCCGCAUUACAAAUUCAACUUGUAAUGCUGAGCCAAUUUGUAUUGCAAUCUAUACUAGUACGAUGCUUUUGCAAUUCAUAUGACGGACAGCAACGGACGGGGCCCGGAGGACUAUGAGAUAAAUCAGGGAACAAGCACCAAGAAGAGUGCAACAGCUGAAAUAAAUUCUUCUCCAUCUUCAUCUACUACCACGAGCGGAAAGCCGUCCUUUGCUGUGGCGACCAAUCUGAUGGCGCGGUUCUCUACUGGCGGGUAUCAAGUGCAAAUGUGUCUGAAUCUGGAAGAGUCAUGCUGCUUUUGCAUGACACAGAAGGUCUGGCAUGGAAGCUCUAGCAUCACAGGUUUUACUUCGCAUGGCAAAUGCCCCACUUUGGUGGCAAAAAGCGGGCAACUUAUGCUGCCUAUGCAUGAGAGAUUUUUAUGUGUUGCGAAAUGCGCGUCACAAGUUUAUUGCACUCUUCCAGACAUCCAGGGAUAUUUGCAAUGCAUAGCGGGUUGACCAACCCACGGGGGAAUUUCGAGAACAACGUUCGCUCGCUUUGGUUUCCGUACAUCAACAUUGCGUGUAUGGUGGUACGCCCGGACACGGAGGUUUUUCAGCACAUGAUGAAGGUCAUGCGGUUAUCAUGUGUAAAAACGUCGUCUCCUCCCAACACGACUAGUUAUAUGCAAAUCUGGAUGCCUAAAAUAAAUGUUUCUCUUGCUCAACCCCAUGAGGAGAGUUCUCUCCUGCUGUCUGGGACUUUGUCAACAUGCUCCCAUCAGUAUAGGGACCUAGAUUUGUGAUGCGGUUCCACUAGCCAACCACGACUACACUAAAAAGAGAACUUGUCAUGCGCAAGAACAGCCGAGCCUGGUUGAGUUGUGUUGCCGAGUUCCUAACGAAGUUGACUCUGGGGCGGGGACGUUGAUGUUACACAGUAUAGCGGGAACGGGAGUCCGAGCUGGACGUCAUACCGCAAGAACCUGCUGCUCCCGCCGCCACUUCAGUAGAAGUUCUCUCGUCCUCCUCGUCGGCCACCGCAGAAGCCGCAGCAGUGUCGGCUGCGGGGGCUCUAGAGGAGAACAUCAAAGCUGAUAAUGCUUCUAGUCCUGCUCUUGUCAGCAGCACUAGCCCACCAACGACCCCCACCACUGCAGAGCAUGUUUUUAAUGUUGACACCACAGCAACACCUUCCCCAUGGUCCUCCUCCUCGUCCCAGCAAAGCCAAAGCAACCUGGGGCAGUUUUUCGAGAAGGGUAUUCAUCAACCGUGGCUGGAUCACUAUCUGAUGAAAUUUUCUGUGCGAGCUGGGUAUGCGGGUUGGGAGAGGCGCCACACUGGCGAGGGGAAGACGAGCAUAAUGGAAACGAGCGGUGGAGCGUGGACAAGAUCCUCAGCGAGGAGAGCUACAGCGAGCACAUCGGAUGAUCACGUCGAAGAAGUAAAGCACUCAAUCUCAAGUAGAAGAAGUACCACUUCUAGUGUCGUAAAAAAAGAAAAUCAAAAUGAACCUUUCACCCCCGUCUCCAAACUUUCGUUCGCCGGGUGCGAAAAGGACUUCCACGCCGAAUAUUUUUUGUCCGAAUGGCUCCAGAAGCAGAAACGACUGCACGCGACGACAGCAGCCGCGACGCCCCAGCAGGGUACUACAAAAACUUCUGAGGCACCAGCAAGAAUAGAUUCUUGGCCGCAUGACGUCGACCUCCAGCAGAGAUCUUCCAAGAUAAAUCGCACCAGCAUGAUAUCCUGAGUAAAAACGUCCCCACACCAUAGUCAAGUUGGGGAAUCGGCUAGACAAAUCCAGAAGUUUUGGCUGUUUUGCAUGACAAAUUUGGAUUCGUAGUGUAGUGCUGUUUGAGCUAGCUUAGCAGCAUCACAGAUCUAGCAUACCAUGCUGGUUGGAGCAUGACAAAUUGCAAAACACGAGUGGAAAUUUUCUCAUGGGGCUCCGCAUGAGAAACAUUUUCAGCAUGCAGAUUGGCAUUACAACUAUGGGGUGGGGACGUUUUUAAAUAGGAUACAUGAUGGUGUUUUCCACGCAGCACGGCCACCGGACGGUGAAAAGUCUACCGAAGACGGGGAAAGCAAACGACUGGCAUAUUACAAUGAAAAAUGCCCCCACCCCUGAACGUGGCAGCAUUUGUAUUGCAAUCCUUUCAUCCAGUAGAAACAUUGUCCGUCUUGCAUAUAUCAGCAUCACAAAUUUGCCAUGCUGAAUGGCUCAAAUUUGUGUUGCGCAAGAGCCCAGCAGCAGCCUGGCCUGUCAUGCAAAAGAUGCCGUAACCGCCUAGACUCUGCAACAGAAAGAUUCAUACUCCUUUCAUGCAUGACAAAAAGUUUUCAUUUGGAAACUUCGCAUCGCAAAUUUUUACAACUUUGGGGGUGGGGGCAUUUUUCCUCGCGAUAUGGCAAGUCCGCGUUUUGCAGGAGGAUCUGAAGAAAGAAGAUAUCAACCGCUGGGCGCGAUUCAAAUGGGUCACCGCCAGCUCUAGCGAGUACUACGACUCGGAUUAUCAAAUGCAAACAGAAACAUGUCUGGGUCUUGGAGGUUGCAAGACUUGUCAUGCAGGUUUAAGUAUUUCCAUGACGCAUGUUGACGUCUGUCAUACAUGUAUGAUCUAGCAUGACAGGUUCUGUGCGACCUGUCUCGUGCCUCGCCUGCAUCAGAAAGCGCCUCCCGGUUUGGUCAAAAGUGGACAGCUUUUGGUAAUCAUGCAACACAAGUUCCAGCGUUCCAGACCCAGAGAUCUUUGCAAUGCAUACGGACUUCGAGUUCACAACGAGCGACGGCAUGUAUGACAGUGCACAACUCCCCCUCCCCCUCAUUUGCAUGGCAUGAGCAGCAAUACAAACACCAGCGCACAUGGAGCCUAUGCAUGACAAAUCCAUGUACCUAAAUGUAGUACUGUUUUGGCUUCCAGAAUUUGUCAUGCAAGCAGUGCUACAAGGCAGCAGCUGGAUUUGGGAUUUUGCAUGACAAAUGAGGGGAAGGAGUUGUGCACUCCCAUAGCAUGACCACCAGGUUCCACCUGCACGAGCUCUACCAGAUGCUGGGAGGGCUGGAUAUGCAUUGCAAAAGUAUCGUACUCGUAUAAAUGCAUUACAAAUCUCCUUAGCAUGGGAAAUAAAAUUUGUAAUGCGGAUUUGACUUGACAAGAAAAUUUGUAAUGCAUGACUGCAAUACGAGUACGAUGCUUUUGCACAGGAUACUGGACGUUGGGAAACAAAGAUUGAAAGAGGCGACCACACUCGUGGUGCAAGGGGUAAAAUUGAAUAUUAUCCCACAAGAAAAGUGUUUCACUGUGAUGAUUGUGCAAGAUCUGCAUCACAAGUUUCUUGCACAUGACACAGAAAAUUUGCCAUGCGCGCUUCCAAAGGGAAAACACCGUUAAAGAGACAAGGUCUUGCAGGUUUAGCAAGACAAAUAGUUCUGUGUUGCAUUCUAUGCAUCACAAGUUCACAGUGAAACAGUUUUUUCUUGCGAUAAAUAUUUCGGGAAGUGUACUGCUCCCGCCGCCACAUGAUCUUCAGUAUCAAAUGCAAAUAUGUCUGGGUCUGGAAGAUUCCGUGAUUUGUCAUGCUAGUCUGGCAUGACUCUGAGCUCUGUAUUGCGUGGCCGCGAAUAGCUCCUGCAGCUCCCUGUCAUGCAAAAACGCAGUUUCUCAUGCGGAAUACGCAACUCAGAAACAUGAAAAAAACCUGUCAUGCUUGGGAGCGCAUUGCAGUGAGCUCACUAUUCCCUUCCUUGCAUCACAAGUUUCCAGACCCAGACAUAUUUGCAAUGCAUAUUCAGAGGAUUACAUCAACAGAUCCGCUGGACAAAGUGGACUUGAAGUCCAUCGUAUCACACAAAAAAAAGGAUUACGUUUGUUUGCAAUUUAGCAACACAAAGGUGAAGGUCUCUGCAUGGGAGAGAAAACCUGUAUUGCGGAAAUCCUACGGGAAUACACGUACACAGCUUCUAUGCAUAUCCGGCAUGACAGGGCCUGUCUGUCUUGCUAUGCCUGCAACAUCACAAUGUGUAACUGUAACACUUUUUUCUUGUUGGGAUACAUCAAUCCGAACCUCGUGGCGUUCCAUCGCCGCUACAAGAUAUGCCUUGCAAAUAUGUCUGGGUCUGGAAACCUGUGAUGCUGAAUGGUCAUGAGUGAGCGCGGCUUUAAGUGCAGCGACGCAUGACAAAUUUCUCGAACGCUUUCUAAUGCGUAGUGCGCAUUACAAACUGCGAUUUUGCAUCACGAAAGAGUUGUGGCGCUUUUGCUGCUUAUGCGCAACACAGAUUUUUCACGAAUGCAAGGCACGCAAUACAGGUUCAACCUUUCCAGACCCAGACAACAUAUUUGCAUUUGAUACAAGAAAGCUGACUACCACUGCUUGCUCGAUUAUGGCGGUGUCAGGAUCGAAAUCGACUUCGACAAAAUCGAAAAAUUUGUGAUGCAUAAAAUGUAGGGCGCGUAUGGCCUGUGUUGGGAAGCAGGCAAAUGAGACCGAUUGUAAGCCUGUUGAGGGGUAUCCAAUGUGCUGCCAGGGUAGCAUGACAGGAGCUACCUGCUUUGCCCAAACAGCAUGACCGGCUUGAUUUGGGUGCUCGCGAAAUUUGUCAUGCGCCACUUGGAAACUGAGGCUCCAGCUGACAGCGAUUUUGUGCAUCACAAGUUGUUCGAUUUUGUCAAUUUCGAUUCUGACGCCUCCAUAUCGACCACGCUUACAAUUUUCAAGUGGAGGUAAAAACCGCGAUGCAAGUUUUGGACCAAGCGGUGGAACCCUGGGGCCAUUUGUCUUCCUGGGCGCGCAGCAACAGCGAAAAGGCAGAGGAGAAUGUGAUGAAAGGUGAGAAUGGAGGUGGUGCAGAAGUAGUAGAGACAACGACAAGUGUAGUAAACGCGGAAGAAGCAGCUACUGUUGCAGCUACACCAACUGCACCAAAUGACGUAGCGGAGCCAGCGCCGCAAGAGACCAGUAGUACACAGGAGGGGGUCCCCGUGCGGGAAGAAGAUGCUCUUCAGGCAGGUGGAACAUCUUCAACACCAGCGAAAAUAACCUCUAGCACAACUUCCACGAUAGCUCCUUCUAGUAGCGCUCCAACGAGUAGAACAGGUUUUUCCCUUGAGCAGGUGCGGCGAAAGCGUCUGGUGAGGGAGCUCUUAGCUGUACCUGAAACAACAAGAAAUAUAGUACCAAAAGAUGAUCAUGAGUCAAAAAGAGGCACAGGAGAACCAUCAACGACGACGAGCAUCAACUUGGCAAGGCUGUCUUCCCUACUGCAAUAUGAAUUGCAAAAGUACUUUUAUCGUACUCGUAUAAAUGCAUGACAAAUUCCCUCAGUGUGAGAAACAAAAUCUGUAAUGCGGAUUGACCUUGAGAGAAAAAUUUGUAUAUGCAUGACUGCAAUUACUACGAGUACGACUGCGAGUGCGAUACUCUUGCACAGGAUAUGCAACUCAAUGAGAUCGAUGCAGUGGAGGAACUUUCCGCGAAGCAGCAGGACCUGGUAUCAAGGUGAAAAAAUCCCCCACCCCAUAUCAAAAAGGAAAUCUGUGAUGCGGGAUUUGUGUAAACAAAUCACAUUUGUCUUGCAGAAAAGCACUGCACGCAGAGCGCAAGCCUAAGGGGGGGCCUUUUGGUGUAGGGGCCUAGCAUGGCAGACGUAUGCCCUGCAGGCCUUGCAGCAUUACAAAUCGCCUGCAUAUCGCGGCGGACUCUCUGGAUUUGCCUUCUGGCAAGACAGACAGGCUCUGUGGUCCCAAAUCUGCAUCACAAAUCUUCGGAAGUACAUGUUUUCCAUAUGGGGAGGGGGGAUUUUUCCUUACGAUACCUGGGGCCGGGGUUUGAGAAUCGGCUCUUCGAUCGCAUUCGCCAGCUGUACAGGUUGCAGAGAAUCAACAACGAAGUCAACAGCGCGAGGACUUCCGUUAGUGAAGAUGGACGAGGUGGUCUGACACAUUAUGGCGCAUCAAGAUUAGACCACCCGCGAUCUGAUGAUGUCAUGCAGGGCGAGGCACCAGACAAUCCUUCUGUGAGGAUGCAGACUGAGAAGCAAGAUGAUUACAACGACAUCAUGAA